UUCUUUCACAUUCUCACUGAUUUUCCCGGAAAUCUUUCAUUCCUUUUUUGAAUGAAUCAAUAAUUUCAUCAGCAAUGACCACCAAAUCUCAACCGUAUUCAUGGACUCGACUCCUUCUCAACGAAACCCUCAAAAACCCUACUAAAACCCCUCUUUUAUUUUCCCGGAAAAUCUCAACUUUCCCGCAUUUUUCCACCAGCCAAACACCCCAAAUCCCCAUUCCACCGAAUAUCCAUCUCCCAAAUGCAUCUAAACGAAACCCCACCAAGCCCAUUUUCUCAUUUUCCCGGAAAAUCUCAACUUUCCGUCUCUUUCGCACGAACCAAACACCAAGAUGCCAUUUUUCCUCAUAUACCAGAGUCGCUCAGGAUCUGCUCGCGCAGGUCGAGCGCGAUAAGCAGAGGGAGAGAGAGGCGAGGAAGAGGCUAGGGUUGGAUACGAAAGAUAUUGAUGCAGAAGAUGAGGAGGAUUACACCGGUGUGGGGCCGAUGAUAGAGAAGCUCGAGAAGAAGUUGAGGACCAUCCCCGAGGAAUUUAUCAGGAAUGAAGAGCCCACGGAUUUGGAUCGUGAUGAAGAUGAUGAGAGGUUCUCAAGAGAAGCAGUGCAGAAGAGAUAUCAGUUGUUUCAGAAGAAGUUUAAAAGGUUUGAAGAGUUGGUCCGUAGCUUCGUUGAUGCUGAAACACUUGAUGAAGCUUUCAAGUGGAUGAACAAAGUUGACAAAUUUGAACAAAAACAUUUUGCUCUUCGCCCUGAAUACAGGGUUAUUGGUGAGUUGAUGAAUCGUCUGAAAGUAGCUGAAGGAAAGGAUAAAUUCAUCCUUCAACAAAAGCUUAAUAGAGCUAUGACAUUGGUGGAAUGGAAGGAAGCUUACGAUCCAAAUAAUCCUGACAAUUAUGGAGUCAUUCAUCAUAGGCGGGUUAGUCCACAUGUUGAUUCCCUUGAGAGUUCUGAAUUUGAACAAGAAAAUCAGAUGAUACAAGGUGGGAUUGAUGAUGAUGAGGUAGAGGAGUUUGAUGACAUGAAAGAGAGAGAUGAUAGAUUGUUAGAAAAACUCAAUGCUAUAGACAAGAAACUUGAAGAGAAGCUAGCUCAGUUGGACCAUACAUUUGGAAGGAAAGGAAAGCUUCUGGAAGAAGAGAUUAGAGAUCUUGCAGAGGAGAGAAAUGAAUUGACAGAGAAGAAAAGAAGACCUCUUUAUAGAAAAGGAUUUGAUGUUAAAAUGAUAAACGUUAAUAGAACUUGUAAAGUUACUAAGGGAGGGCAAGUGGUGAAAUACACUGUUAUGUUAGCUUGUGGGAACUAUCAUGGUGUUAUUGGUUUUGCCAAAGCCAAAGGCCCAAGAAUGAAUCUUGCUGCUCAGAAGGCACGUGAGAAAGUCUAUCAAAAUCUCUACUAUGUUGAGCGACACGAAGAACAUACAAUUGCACAUGCAGUUCAAUCAGAAUACAAGAAAACUAAGUUGUAUUUGUGGCCUGCACCAACUACAUCAGGUAUGAAAGCCGGAAGAAAAAUUGUCCAAACAAUUCUGGGCUUAGCUGGAUUAAAAAAUGUCAAAUCUAAGGUUAUUGGUUCAAGGAAUCCUCAUAACACUGUUAAGGCUCUAUUCAAAGCUCUGAAUGCAAUUGAAACUCCGAAGGAUGUGCAAGAGAAGUUCGGUCGGACUGUUGUGGAGAAGUACCUGCUAUGAUUGUUGUGCUCUACAUAUUUCCGUGUAAUUUUCCGAUUAUUUUUCUUGAAUUCCAAUAUAAUUUACAAAUUAGAUGAGGAAAUGAAAAACUUUUGUCGCAUCGAUGAUUUUUCUUCCCGUGAACGAGGUCAUCGUAUUUGCUAAGCUUGUUACUGUUGACAGUUUUACUCCAUUAAAAUCAAUCACAAGGAAGCAUUGUAGUUUAGCUUCUUAAGAAUA
Molecule: messenger RNA, 1907 nt
Organism: Pistacia vera
Lineage: Eukaryota; Viridiplantae; Streptophyta; Magnoliopsida; Sapindales; Anacardiaceae
Exons: 8
Coding region: 75-1688 (537 amino acids)
Biological process (GO): translation
Cellular component (GO): ribosome
Molecular function (GO): structural constituent of ribosome; RNA binding
Source: RefSeq, a predicted model, not a curated record